Molecule: messenger RNA, 2739 nt
Organism: Bombina bombina (fire-bellied toad)
Lineage: Eukaryota; Metazoa; Chordata; Amphibia; Anura; Bombinatoridae
Gene: MUC15
Product: mucin 15, cell surface associated
Exons: 4
Coding region: 252-1415 (387 amino acids)
Source: RefSeq, a predicted model, not a curated record
AGUACGCAGGUAAGGGGCUGUGUAAUGUUACAUUUCAACAAUAAGAGAAUCAGGUCAGUCUGGUUCUCAGAUUGUCUGACAACUAUGGAAACUCCAGCCCCACCUACACCUCAUUACCUUUUACAUUCUGUUCCCUGUACCACACUGCUAAAAUCACCUGCUCUCUGCCUCUAACACAGAACUAUACUACACAGCACCUGGCAAUCUAAAGAUAUUGUAUGAGAGGAUAAGGUAUUUUGAAAGACUCUAAAAUGAACUUGAAGAAAAAGCCAGUUUUCCUGCUUGUUUCUAUUUUUUUCGUUGGCCAAAUUUUAUUUUGUUCUGGACAAGAAUUAGCUACAACUCAAACAUUAGACUCAACUAAGAGUCCGAUCAUUACACAGGAAAAACCCAUUAAUAGUACUGAAUCUGAAACUACUGUCUACACUUCAACUAUCAAACCAAGUUCUGCGGAAUUAGACAGUAUAGCUACAACAAGUACUCCUUCAGUCUCUAUAACUUCUAAUAAGAGUUUAGUAACUUCAAUCACUACGCAAAAUGUAACUACCACAACUGCUUUAAAUAAUGAGACCCUAACAACAAGUGCGAACAAUAACUCAACAGAAUCUGGCAAUACAAGCUCAGCUAUAACAACAUUAUUUACUCCUAAUGUAAAUAUUACUACUACAGCAGUUCUAUAUAAUUGGACACUCACUAUAAAUAAUUCCACAACAGAAUCUACAGAUAUCACCAAUAGCUCUUUUAUAACAACAACUGUAUCUACUUUAAACAUAACAAUCACUCCAAAUGUUACAACAACAACAGCUAUAAAUAACGAGACACUCACGACAAGUAUAAACGUUAACUUCACGGAAAAUACUAAUGGAACUCAAAGUGCUAUCACUACCACAGCGGUAUCAACUGAAACGUAUAUGACCUCAAACACCUCCCAAACCACUGAAAACAUUUCAAUGGAGACUACCAAAGCUCCAACAACCAUUACCCAAAAUGGUACGAAUAGCACAAUGGUGACCUACAGUGGGCCAACUGAAACAACUGAAAGUAACAUCUCCACAAAUCCAACAACAAACACCAGUGUCUCGGGAGAUUCCGGAAGUGCAAAAGAAUCAGAAAGCAAUUCAGGAGUGAUAUUAGGAGCAGUCAUUGGCUCAUUUUUGGGAGUUGCACUUGUUUGCGUUAUAGCGUUCCUCUGUUUUGGAGGGAAGAAAACAAGUUCUUUUUCACAUCGGAGACUUUACGAGGAUAUAAGGAAUGAACCAGUUCUACGAUUGGAUAAUCCAAGAGAUUCUUUUGAUGUGCGAUACGGAGAAUCCGCAUAUUACAAUCCAUCAGUCUUUGAAGAGACACCAUACCAUAAUGCCAGACGUGAAGAAAUACGAAUGGAAGACAUAAGGCCGAGUGGUCCUAUAGCGUAGACUUUUUUUUUUAUCACUGAAGUGUAUUUAGAAUUUUUUUUUAACGUCAAAAAAUAUUUCAUUUUGCACUAAGAAAAAAACACAAAAAAACAAGGAGAGUCCUCUGAACUCUAUCAGAUUCUGUCUACGUUUUAAGUUAGAAAAAAUGUUAAAUGUAAUUAAUUAUUUAUACCAAGAGUCACUUAUUUAUAUGGGCAUAUAGUUUGAGUAUUUAUUCCAAGCGAUUAUUUUGUGCUUCAUCGACUCAAUCAUCUUAUGCAAAUUAGACCAAAUAGUUGGCAUCGGUAAACGCCUACAGCUAUUUUUCCUGGAACUGUUAAUGCAAGUUUUUUGCCAAAUUUCUAAACUCUAAUGUAAACAGACUAUGGUGAUCAGUUGUUCUUUAUCAUACUGAUCAUACUGUUUACAAUCACUCAUUUACAAGGUCAAAUUAAAUUAUGGUGCAACAUGUGUGGUUUCCAAGCUGCAUCUGCCACAAACAAAUCGUGAUACAUGAAAGCACAAACAUAGAUUGUAUAAAGGCAUUUCAUAAUUACUCAAGCUAUGCACCAAGUGGAAAUAAGUGAACAAAUGGAUCCAUUUCUCUGGUGCGCCAAGCAUGUUCUUGCUUAUUGCUAGAUAUUUUGACUGUAUUCUGCCCAAUUAGGUGAAAGCUCCAAUGUUCAAAGAUUACUGUCUUGCAGGGAAAGAAAUAUAUAUACAUUUCCUGGAGCCUCCACAGUAUCCUAUUGAAAUGUCUUUACAGAUGAAUAUUUUGCAGUCCCAAUGUUGCAGCUAUUUAUUUUUUAUUUUAAAAAGGCAAAGGUUGGGAUUUAUAAAAAAAAAAUAUGGAGAUUUAUUUUCUAAAAUUAUAUUAGUUUCUUAAAUAUUGAAAAAAUAAGUGGAAAGUUUUAUUGUCCAUAAAGAAAUAGGUGCUGCCAUUUUGUAACCUUUUUUUUUUUCCCAAUUGCUUGGCUUAACUGCAAAGUAUGUAUGAUUUGUAGACGCAGCAUUUCAAAAGUAAAUCCUGAAUAACUAAACUAGAUAACAAAGCCCCUCAUUCAAUUAGAUAUUACAGAGUGGGGAUCUAAACUGGUUAGUGUUGGCUUCAAUAAUUAUGGCAUUCUAAGUAUUUAAACCAUAGCUGUUUGACUCUUACGUUGGAUUGGGUAAACAAAGGUAAUUUUUUGGUGGGGGAGGGAGAGGGCACAGAUCUACAGUGGGCAUAAUACACACUGCCAUGUUAAAGAAAAGAAUGGCCACCAAUAAAUCUAAUAAAAAAGGUGUUUGUGCAUGAAUACAGUUGAUUUCACUUAGCAAAAAUAAAAAUAUAUAUCAAAAUGUG